Bradysia coprophila is the source of this 1965-nucleotide messenger RNA. RefSeq lists its product as uncharacterized. The record is from RefSeq and is a predicted model, not a curated record. NCBI's taxonomy places the organism in Eukaryota, Metazoa, Arthropoda, Insecta, Diptera, Sciaridae. Gene Ontology annotation, biological process: positive regulation of neuron apoptotic process; apoptotic process; proteolysis. Gene Ontology annotation, molecular function: cysteine-type endopeptidase activity. Gene Ontology annotation, cellular component: cytoplasm.
ACAACCAAACACAUGUUCUAUAAUACCGACCUCAAGAGAGUCUGAAACGAAUUUAAAUUUUAAGACAAAUAACAAGCGGUUAUGCGUAACACACUUACUCGAGUGCGGCAUGUUCUGGAUGGACCCCCAACUGCAUUUGUUGCGUCUUUGAAAAAAAAUAUUUUGAAAUAAAUGGAAAUUCUUAUUGGAGAUUAUUAAACUGCAAACUAUAUUUAUCCAGGCCAAACAAAACAAAGAUAACACACAACAGCAGUCGUCUUGUCACAGUCGUUUGUUGUGUUAGUACGGUUAGUACACGCUUAGUAAUGUGUAAUGAUUAAUGUGCGACAUUGAAGCAAGAAAAAUUGACUUUGUGAACACGGAAAAACGAGAAAAAAAAAUUAAAAUGAAUUCGAAAGACAAUAAAUACUUGGUGACCGAUGCCAAAGUGAUCAGUAAAAGUACAGCUCAAGCCACUAAUGUGAACAAAUAUCCAUUGAGUUCUGUGUCGAAGACGGUAAACGGUUCCAGUUCGACAAAAGACGCAAGACAAACAUUUUUUUCAUCAUCGACGUCGUCGUCGUCCAGUACAAAAUAUAAAGAGAGCAGCCAGAAAAGCUACACAACAACCACAUCGAAAGUAACAUCAUCAGCAUGGACGACAAGUGCAGCAGUUGCAGCCGAAUCCAAAACGUUCCUCAAAAGCACGACACCUACGUCGAAGUAUCCACCGGUUGAGAACAAAUACAACUCCUACUCGUCAAUCAAUAAAGACGCAUCACUGACACCGGCCAAUUCCAUAUUUUAUUCGUUCGACAAAGUGGGACAACGUCCGUUCGGUGGCGAUGUACCGUCGAGUAAAUAUGUCAGUCCUUACCGAGGACAACCUACACAGUUAAGCCCAUAUACGGCUAAGUCAUCGUCAGAGACCGCUAAGUGGACAGAGGUUAAAACGAAUCCAGCGUUGUAUAAGAAACCGACUGCUACAAUCAAUUCCAUUCAAAAACCAUUAGGAUCGUUACUUUUAACAACAGCAGCUGGUGCAGCUAUUUUGAAAAACGAAAGAGAACCUCAAAUCAAAGCGAACAACAAUAUUACAGUAACCCACUCAUAUGCACAGCCUUCGCUUGUGCAACCUUCACAGACUACAUCUUCGACAAAGAGUUCCUACGCCUCCAUAUUGAGCAAAGCGAAGAAAGGAUAUUUGGUGAUCUACAAUCAGGAAGAGUUCAAAGACAAAACGAUGAACCGACAGGGAAGCAGACGUGAUGAGGAAGCACUGUGUCGUACAUUUUACAACUAUGGAAUGGAUCCGAAUGUUGAGCGUAAUCUAAAGUACAGUGAUUUUCAAAGUCGCGUGUUGAAAUUGAGCAAAAAGGAUUUUAAGAAUUACGGUGUGUUCGUGGCCGUUUUUCUAUCCCACGGCGACAAAGACGAAAUUGUAUAUUCCUAUGACAAACCAUUCAACAUCAAUCACAGCUUCAUUCAUCCAAUUGCACGCAAUCCUACACUAAAUGGCAAACCGAAAAUUUUCAUCAUCGCUGCAUGCAGAGGCGAUCAGAGAAACGUACACCCGGAGGAGAAAAUCUACGAAACGGAUAGUGUUCCGUUUUACGAUGAAGGGAAAAAACCGUACAUGUCCGAGCUGUUAAAGUGUUACAGUACGUACGAAGGAUAUGUGUCAUAUCGUGAUCCCACUAGAGGAACGGUUUUCAUUCAAACACUGUGCGAUGUUUUGGGCAAACAAGGAGACAAGUUAUCGAUUGAGGAUGUUUUGAAAGAAGUGAAUAAAACACUGACCGACGGACCUCAUACAAACAAACAAGUACCGACUGUCGUGUCUACGAUGUCCGAACAUUUUUUCUUCGGAGAUUUAAAGAAAAAGUAGCGAUGCCAAUAAAGGGACGAAGGGACAAUUAUCUAUUCAGAUUUGUCGAUUUUUUACAAUGCAUUUUUCGUAUGCAUAACAUGGAGAAAUUUGUGAAC